Messenger RNA from Purpureocillium lilacinum, 1749 nucleotides. The record is from RefSeq and is a predicted model, not a curated record. Lineage: Eukaryota; Fungi; Ascomycota; Sordariomycetes; Hypocreales; Ophiocordycipitaceae.
AUGGAGCCCCCAUCGGUGUCCCAGGCGCUCCUGAGCUUCAAUUCUCUUCGGCCACGUUGGUUGCUCGUGAGAAUCGGAAAGCCGAGCCGGUUACAGUUCCGCAGAUUCCUCAUCCUGGUGCCGCUCCUUUUUCUGACAGCGCUCUUCUUUACUUCGGCUCCCCGCAAGGCGUUCGGCCUGGGAGGACACACCCCGCGACCUCCGCCGCUUGUGCCUUCGGGGUCCAAUCAUUCGACUUUCGAGAGCGCACUCACUCGUGUAAUCAAGCUUCUGCCGGGACAAGACGAGCGCGACGCGCUUCUGCUACCGAUCGAGGUUGGACGCGAACAACGUCUACGGGAGCUUGCUGUCCGGGCGCGGCGCUACAAGACCCUCCUGGAUGGAUGGGAAGGACUACACGAUGUCGACAGCGAAGAUAGAUACGGCGUUAUUCACGACAAUAUAAUACAACAACUUCGUCUAUUAUACGAUCGACAUGAGCUCCAUUCAGAGAAGCUACUAAGGGACGGCUUUGCGCAAACGGUUCAUUCCUACGAGACAUUUCGGUAUUUUUUGUCAGCCCUUGCGUCGUCGUUGUUCCCCUGGACUGCGCCAUAUUUUUCCGACCAUACGGCAUUACGUGCACAUAUCAAGCAAGGCGGGCGAGGAAUCGUCUUCGCGGCGGGAAGUCGACAUGCAGAGUACUUGCUAUCUUCAAUCCCAACUCUUCGGGAGCUUGGUUGCGAUUUGCCAAUUGAGGUCAUGUAUCUCGGCGACGCAGAUCUCAGCGAGGACUACCGUGCCCGUCUGGAGGGCCUUGGUGCCGUCACGACUCGCAACCUGGCCCAGAUGAUUGACAACGCAGGAGGAGAUCUGAAUAGCUAUGCCAGCAAGCCCUUUUCUAUCCUUCUAUCUAGCUUCCGGGAAGUUUUAUUCAUCGACGCGGACAACUUCUUUUUCCAGAAUCCAGAAGACCUAUUUGACACCCCGUGGUACAAUGAGACUGGGGCGCUAUUCUUCAGGGACCGACGAGCAGGUCCGUUCUCGAGAAAGGAGUGGCUUCAGCAGAUAUUGCCGGAACCAGUAUCUCAGACGGCAAUGAGGAGUCGAUUCUGGACUGGCGAGAGUGCACACGAGCAAGAGUCCGGCCUCAUAUUGGUAGACAAAUGCAGUACUCGGAGAAAGGCGGAGCAGGUAUCUACGAGAUGGUACAUGGUACGUGAAACUAUCGUCUCAGACCUGUUUUGGAAUCUAAUGCUGUUUGCAGGUGACAAGGAGACAUUCUGGCUGAGCUGGGAGCUCGCUGGUGACGUGGACUAUAGUUUCCACCCGGGUGCCGUCGGCGGCAUGGGCUUCGCUCAACAAGUCGUCCCCCACGAGCGGGGAAACCGAACUUCACAAGACGACGAACGCUAUCGUGGCCAGGACGUGUGCAAGUUCUGCUCGUCACAACUGCUACACAUGGACGCGGAGGGGAUGCCUUUGUGGGUAAAUGGCUGGAUCCUGAAGAACAAGAACAAGGACGCUAAAGACUGGGAGUACGGCGGAUGGGAGCACUACGCCGCCGAGCCCUCGAACGUCCAAGACGUGAUGGAAUGGGAUAUCGGUUACGAUAACCACUGCUGCUUGACUGUGGCUUGCAGCGAGAAAGGCACAUUCACCGGAGAGCAUCAGGCGCUUUUGAGAGCACUGAUCAACAAGGCGAUGGACGUCAGCGUUAGCCUGCGUGGGAUUCAGACGGACGAGGAGGACGCGAUGCCCGAGACCUGA